Molecule: messenger RNA, 4145 nt
Organism: Harpia harpyja (harpy eagle)
Lineage: Eukaryota; Metazoa; Chordata; Aves; Accipitriformes; Accipitridae
Gene: NMNAT3
Product: nicotinamide nucleotide adenylyltransferase 3
Exons: 5
Coding region: 2952-3764 (270 amino acids)
Biological process (GO): NAD+ biosynthetic process
Cellular component (GO): mitochondrion
Molecular function (GO): nicotinate-nucleotide adenylyltransferase activity; nicotinamide-nucleotide adenylyltransferase activity
Source: RefSeq, a predicted model, not a curated record
GACUUGUCCUGCAAAAAUCAAACAUGGUUGUUUCUUUUUAAAACCAUAAUUACAUUUAAAAAAAUAAGUCAAUUAUACUCUUAAAAUAAGCAUACAAAUCUUACUAAUACUGCUUGAUGAUAGUGAUGUUAACUGACUUGUUCCUAAGGUUUCUGUUAAAUGCUUUUAAACUAGUUGAAAGUAGAAGGUGCAAUCUUGCUGUAGAAAUAUCACAGGCAAUUAUUAAAAAUAUUAAUCACAUCAAUCAAAAAAUGCUUUCAUAGCUCAAUCUGCAUCUGUGUCUCUUGCUUUACCAAACUUUUUUCACUAACUCACUGUAAGUAUUUUCUUUAGAAUUCUGAAAUACAGUUGUUUUUUUCUUCUAGUGGGAUUUCAGAUGCUUUGAAUUUAAUUUGAUCCUUUGAGGUGCACACAUAGACAUGGUACUGAUGCAGCAAACACUUGAAUAGCAGAGCGGACUCUGCUAAAAUCUUGCCGUUUUUAAGCAAGGCAGCAGCAAAUCACUUAAGUCAUAUGAAGAUAGUUCAGAGGUACAGUAGUUGGGGGCAGAGGGGGAUGGGUAGGAGAGUAUAGAUGCAACUUUUCAAUGAUUUUCUGCCCCUUCUCUCAAGAAACUGAGGAUUUGAAACUGGUUUGCCAGGUAGUGAAUACCUAAUCAACAUAAAAUGUUACCAUACAAUUUACUAUUUCUGCUUCUUGAGUAAGAGUUUCGCAGUUGCAGUAAAUGCAGAGUUGUGGGGCUUUGUCUCUUUUAGCACUAACAUCUGAAAUUACUGAUUAGUACUAAUGAGAGAGACUGUAAAAAAAAAAAGGUUGGCUUUUUUCCUAUAACAAAUUUGAUUUGUUAACAAUACCACUUUAUAAACUCAAUAAGAGAAUGCUGAGAAAAUGAUGUGAAACAAAGUGCCUGUUCUUGGAUGUUUUGGUUGCAUUCCUUCUCUGGAACCUGUGCUUAAUCAAUGUCUAAAUACAUUGGGAAGGUACACAGUGCUGUUGGGUAGGACAGAAAAGGUCCUAAAAUCACACAUGCGUAACAAUGCAUUGUUCCUUGUAAUGCCUAUAGUAAGUUUAUUAAAAUAGGGGUGAUACCAGUAUUGGAAUUUCUUCAAAAUAAAUACUGCCUGUUUAUAUCUAGCUUUUUCUCUUCCUUUCACUUCCUGGGUAGGUAGAAUAUUUUGAUGCAAGAGUGAUCGUAAGUACAAAAGUGAUUGCUUUGUAGAAUUAAUCACCCUCAGAGGAUUCUUGAGAUGACCAUUGAAUGAUUAUGGAGCACUUGCAUGUAUGUAGCUUAUACAUAAAAGCAGUAGUUUGUCACAGAUGUAAUAGGGAGAAUUAGGGAGAAGACAACAUGAAGAAGGUAUCUACAGGUGUGGUCACUUCAAUUAAGGUAUGUGUGAAGCCAGGUGCAGUCUCUGAAAUAGUUGAACAUUAGUUGUGAUUUCACAGUUGUGGAAGUGGAAAUGCAGAGAUUCAGGACCUGAAUUCUAGAAGUGCUGAAUAAUUGCUGUUUCUGCUGAUUGAUAACAUCAUUACAUUGCAACACUCCUAAAAGUUGGGUACUGAGGAAAACCCAGAGAGAAAAUUUGCUUUCUUGGUUGCAACCCUCUUUUAGAUGUCAAACUCUGGCCUUUCUUCCCAUCCCAGUCUAUGUGCGUUGUCCAUUUUUAAUUCUCCUUUCCUGUUGGAGAUCAAGAUACAUGUUUGACUUAAUUGGAAUUUCUUUUUACAGCCUUGCAACAAGACUGGAUUAACAGUUGAAUUAUCCAUGCACAACUUCUUCAAAAGUACUUCAUAUUUUAGCUAGACUUGGGAGCAGCAAUAGGAGGAAACACUUCUGUUUUAUGGGGUGCCAUUAAUGGAAUAUGCAUUGUAUAGGGACAAUUGCAAGGGGACAAAUUAAUCACAGAUUAUUUAUUUAACAAAGUACAUUAUUGAUGUUACACUUGUGUGACUUUUUGCAAACAUAUAGCAACUAAUAGGUGCAAAUUGGUAUUAGCAUAUUUAAACUGAUGCAGAAACUACUGCUUUCUUGGUCUGUAGGCCAUUUAGCAAGAAAGACAAUUUAUUAAGUAUUCAGGACUGGCUUAUUGGCUUAUUUUUAUGGAAAACAUGAAAUAGAAAUGUAUUCCCCUGGCACAAUGUGCACACUCAGUAAAUGCCUGAUAACAGCAUGGUCACCUUCUUGUUUGUAAUUUGCAUUCAGUUGGUGAAACUAGUUAAGGACAGUCUGCUUCAUGUGUGUAGGUAAAAUGUGUAUGACUUUGAACUGAAUGUUUGUAGAAGCCUGUAAUUGUAGGAACGCUGGGAUGCUGUAGCACUUAAAGGAAGUGUGACUACCACUGCGUCACAUAAGAUGAACAGGUCAAGAAGCUUUCUCCCCUGUUUAAAGUUCUGUGUUUAAAGUUUUCUCUCUGAUUUCUCAAGAGAGCUUAGCUGAAAAAAUCAGUCAACUCGUUUUUUUCUGUUAUUCUGGGUGGUGUUCUAAUGACUUUAAACAGUUACUUAAUACCAGCCAAGAUAGCAGCUGAUCAGAAAGUUUUGUUUAAAAUCUUAAAAGUUGUAUUAUACCCAUUGAAUAAGUUUAGGAUACACUAUAUCGGGGAAAAUAGGAAUAAAAAUGCUACUGUUUUGAUUUUUAUUUACAUAUAUAGAUAUUUCUUAUAUAUGGUGGGGGGUGUAUAUAUGUAUAAAAACAUCUUUUGAAAUGCUUCUUUACUACAUGUUUACUAUUAGUACAUUCUUGGUUUGAAUUUUUUUUUCUUUUUGUCUUUUUUGUUGUUGUUGGUUUGGUUUGGUUUUAGAGUUUCCAUUAGCAGUACUGUCUGGUUAUCAUUAAGAACCACAGGUUGAAGUGUUUCCCUAGAAUCUCCGAGGUAUAAAUGAAUAAGAGCUGCAAUCAAACCAUCCAACACAUCUGUUUCAGGGUGGUGUUUUAAUAUUUUGAUGUCAGAAUGAUGAGCAGGACACCUCUCAUUCUUCUAGCUUGUGGCUCCUUUAACCCCAUCACAAACAUGCAUAUGCGUUUAUUUGAGCUGGCUAGAGAUCACCUGCAAAAAACAGGAAGGUAUCAGGUGAUUGAAGGCAUAAUGUCUCCUGUUAACGAUGACUACAGAAAGAAAGGCUUGGUUUCAGCAAGGCACCGGAUAGCAAUGGCUAAACUAGCACUGGAGACAUCUGACUGGAUUCGAGUUGAUCCAUGGGAGAGUGAGCAGGAGACAUGGACAGAGACAGUAAAAGUAUUAAGGCACCAUUACAAUGAAUCACUCAGAUUGCUCCAGUCCAAGAAGGAAUUCAUGAAAAACAAAUGGCCCAUAGAAAGAUCUACAGAGGAUCCCCUUUCUUACCAGCACUCAGUUCUACCAGAAUUAAAGCUGCUCUGUGGGGCUGAUUUUCUACAGACGUUUAAGACCCCUAAUCUCUGGAAGGAAGAACACAUCAAAGAAAUAGUGGAAAAGUUUGGUUUGGUCUGUAUUAGCCGUGCUGGCUCUGAUCCAGCUCAGUAUAUCAGUGAAUCAGACCUUUUAACUCAAUUUCAGCACAAUAUCUUUCUGGUGAAAGAAUGGAUUCAGAAUGAAAUCAGUGCGACACAGAUACGCUAUGCCUUGUGCAGAGGAUUAAGUGUAAAAUAUCUCAUACCAGAUUCUGUUAUAUCCUACAUUGCACACCAUAAUAUCUACACAGAAGAGAGUGAGCGGAAGAAUGAAGGUGACUUGCUUCAGCCUCUUAAGUUGCAUAACACAACAGUAAACCCACUAAAUGACUGACGUCUGUAGUGUGUGAAGUGGACAGACCUGGCCUUUUUUCAUGUAAAGUUCUUGAGAAAAUUGUUUCUUGCUAAUGAGGGGAAAGUACAUCAGUCCAAAAUUUCUUGAAUUCAUGUGGUGUUUUAAUUUCAUGGUUUUGUGUGUGCUAGUGCACAAGCAAAUUGGGAUGCUCAGCUGCAUAGCUUAAAAUACAUAAACAGCUUCCUUGUGAAAAUAAAAGAAAUAAGAUCCUAACAAUAAAUAUUAAUCUCCAGUAAUACUUAAGGGUCAAACAUAGUACUUUUCUGAAUUGUAAUUCUGUAAUCCUACAGACAAUUUUAGUAUGAAGAUGCCUUACUCUUCUGAAGCAGCAAAAAAAAAUGAACCAUAACACUUCUUUUU